CUGUCCAUCAGCUGGUUCUCUCCCAGUGCUGCUGUCUUAGUACAACACCCAGCCCUCCUCCAUCCUCCUCCAUCCUCCUCCAUCAUGCUUCUUAGAGCUCUGCUGCAGACUUCACUGGUUCUCUGGUUGGCUCAGCAAACUCUACAAGGAGGGGUUAAACCUCAAAAUGUAGCCUACGGGAAUGCUUUGCCAGCAAGAGGCAUUGGCAUUGGUGUAAAACCUGGAGUUCCUUCAGUUACAGGUGCCCUCGGAGCGCUGGGGAGUCGAUAUGGCACCAAAGCAAUGAAGACUGGAAUUGGACGUUAUCCUGGAGCUCACCUCGGUGUCGGAGGGUACAGAUCUCUUGGAUUGGGAGGGAGAGCAGGCCUGAAGCAUGGUGGAUAUGGAACCCAGGGAGCUUAUGGAGCCAGUUUAGGCACAGGAAUGGCACUGGGACCUGGACUCGCAAAUGGCUUUGGUCUUGGUUUGGGCCAGGGUGGGAAACGUGUAUAUGGUGCUGGCCUUGGCACGCUUCCAGGAUACGGGCCUUAUGCUGGCAUUGGAUAUCCAGGAGCACGACCAGGUUAUAUCGGUGGAGCAGGAAACUAUCUGGGAGCAAGCCUGGGAGCUGGUGGCUAUGGAGCAGCCCUCUCCCCAGGUCUGGGACAGGGAACAUAUCUUGGUGGUGCAGCUGGAAAACUUGGGGCUGCUGCGGCGCUAGGACAGGGUGGAUAUCCCCAAGGUGGUGCAGGGAAGUCAAAUGGUUAUGGUGAUGGAGUAACAGGGUAUCUUGGCGCUGUGGCAGGUAAUGGUUAUGGUUACGGGAAUGGAUAUGGAGACGGUUAUGGAGCUGAGUUAGCCGAUGGUGCUGAGAACAAAGCAAGAAAGAGUGAAGCCCUCAGUACAGGAGGCUAUGCUGGACAGGUCCAGGGGGCAUAUGGUGCACUUGGUACUGGACUGGAAUCAACUGGUGGAAAAUACGGAGCCGGAGCUGCUCAGGCUCCUUACGGUAAUGCACCUGUGAUUCCCGCUGGACUGGAAGGUGAAGGAGGCUACCCGUAUGCUUCUCAGCAGCUCAGCCUUGCUGCUGAAGGUGGCAAAACCACCAGCAAAUAUGGAGCUCCUGCAGGUUAUGGAGCUCAACAACCAGGUUAUGGUGCCCAGCUUGGAGUGACUCAAGAUGCCUUGGGAGAGCAGACUGGCAAAUAUGGUGGAGUGAACCCUGUCCUUGGUAACGGAUACAAAGGGUAAUAAGGAUGAUUUGGACCUCUGCAAGUGGAUUAUCUCCAUUAUGAUUUCAGUGUAAUUUACUACUCUCCUGUGUGUUUUACUUUAUUUUGCCCUGUUGUACCAUCUGUUUGUCUUUUGAUUUAUUUUUCUUAACUCUCCUGUAUGUCCCUGUAAGUGGACGUUUGUUACCAGUGUCUGUUUGUCUCGUUUGUACAAAAAGCUGCUGUACCCCACCAGUUCAAUUCUGUCUCUCCCAUCUAAACUGGUGGAGACUGAUGAGCAUAAAUAGACACAAGAAAGCGCAAGACAGAAAUAUGUGUCUUCUUUACAAUCAAGAUGAGCGUUAUGUUUUUGCUGUUUUAAUCCAAUAAAUUGUAUUGUCAAAGUAUAUUAAAUGAAAACGUCUGAG
Melanotaenia boesemani (Boeseman's rainbowfish) is the source of this 1618-nucleotide messenger RNA. RefSeq names its product glycine-rich cell wall structural protein 1.0. Bases 85 to 1230 code for a protein of 381 amino acids. The record is from RefSeq and is a predicted model, not a curated record. Lineage: Eukaryota; Metazoa; Chordata; Actinopteri; Atheriniformes; Melanotaeniidae. The transcript is spliced from 23 exons.